Nicrophorus vespilloides is the source of this 2025-nucleotide messenger RNA. RefSeq lists its product as uncharacterized. NCBI's taxonomy places the organism in Eukaryota, Metazoa, Arthropoda, Insecta, Coleoptera, Silphidae. The record is from RefSeq and is a predicted model, not a curated record. The coding region runs from base 300 to 1880 and encodes 526 amino acids. The transcript has 7 exons.
CAGCAAUACCCAUGGUUGUAUACAGAGAAGAUGAGCCAACUUCGCGGUAGUGAUUUCUUUCUUUUGAUGCUCACUACCUUUUUUCAUCCAAUGUAGUUUAGUCGGUUGACAUCGUGACAAUAUAAUCGAUUUAGAGUUUAAAUAACCUAUAUUUAUGUUUCUUCGCGGCGAAGAAAGCAAUAAGACUCAUCUAAGCAGCUAUGUUGAGAGGAAGCAUGUGAAAGUGACGAGGGGUUGGGCAGGGCCUGGUCGGUGUUCGUUUUAGUUUUAAUUAGAAUAGUGACUCAAGCCGGGUCAAUAUGGCUGCAAACAAUAAUCAGAAUGGUUGGCUAAACAGUCUGGGAAUUGGUUAUGGCACUCCGCUCAGCGUCGUUCCCGAGCAGCAAGCGGGAACUUCGGAAUGUAACCAGUUUGAACAACUGGAUAGAGCUGCUACUGGCAGCAAUACCCUCAAGAGAAAUCCCAAGAUGGAACUAACAAAGAAUGAUCUCCUUAAGCUAGUUACCUAUUUUGAAGGUGAAAUACAAGCAAGAGACAUUGUGAUUGCAGCUUUGAAGUCUGAAAAGUUGAAACAAAUAGUGAACAUGGGUAGAUAUAGACCAGCAGUGAUUGCUGAUCCAUACACUGCCCUUUUAAGGGAUUGCAUUGUGGAUGGUCCAAAUGCGAAACCUGCAGUUAGUGAGAGAGAUAUUACACAGGCAGCUGAACAGCAGCUACAGGCCCUUGAACAGUUGGCUUUGCAGCAACGAAGAGCUCAUCAGCAUAUGGUCAAUAUAUUGAAAGAUGCUGAGAGUAAACAUAAAAAAGUAAUCCAAGAGCUGGAGGAAGAGAAAUGCAAGCAUGAGCAUGACACAGCUCAGGGUGAUGAUAUCACUUAUGGAUUGGAAAUGGAAAGGACUAGGCUAAGGCAGGAGUUGGAAGUUGAGAAGACUUCUAGGAAAAAGUUGGAGAAAGAAGUGAAGAGGCAGCAAGAGUUAGCAGAUGAAGAAAGGGGAAGGCAAAAACAGAUUGUGUUAUUGCUUUUGGCAGAAAGGAAAAAAAUAAUUGUUAAAUAUAUUGAGGAGAGGAAGAGAAGUGAAGAUCUGGCUCAAAUCUUGUCUGAGGAGAAAGCCAAAAUUGAUACUAUGGCAGAAGGUUUAGAGGAAGAGAGUAAAAAGUCUUUGCAGAUGGAAGCAGAAUUAGAGAAGCAGCUACAUGUUUUCGAGGGUGAUAAGAAAACGUUGAAAACCUCACUGGCGAAUAAGGAUGCUCGGUGUCAGGAGUUGGAGAUGGAGUUGCAAAAGUUAAAGCUGGAAAUUGAAGCUUUAAGGUCGCGGCCUAGGGAUCCGGGUGAUACUGCGGCUCCUAUGACCAGUAGUGUAGCGAAAGUUGUUCAACCUACAGCUACUGUGUCCAGUGUUCCAGUAUCAGGACCAACAACUGGAAUCGCCCAAUCAGUAACCCCAGGUCAGGCAUUAAGGCAAACGGCUAUAGCUCCAAUCCCAAUUCCACCAAAGGCUUCCACUGUUCAACCGCAGGCAAACCCCGGUCUAUCGACGAUUAGGACAGCACCUAACAAGGGCGCCACCUCUGCCGCCGCCGCCUUCCAUCAGCCAUACACCCAGACUUCCGCUCCGCAGACUCCGCCGAAAAAGGGCUCAGUGGCUGGUAGGGGCGUCCCACCUCCAAUACCUCCAAAUAAACCAGUUAUUCCUAGCAAACAGAAUGCCGUGCGACGUCCAGAGACCGCCGAAGGGGAUAAAAAAAAGCCCAGUGGGAGUAAAGAAGUCGUCGGACAGCCGGAAGCCGGGCGCAGCACACCCGGCAUUGAGAUGUUAGGUCAAGAGUUGGCGGAUUUUCAGCAAAUGUUCGUAACGAUGGCAACUAGCAAUAAUACUUAAAAUACCUACUUUUAGCAUUAAAAGGGGGAUUUUUACAUAUACCUCUCUGGAUAAAUAUACCGGGUGUAGUAGCUCAGAACGAUCAAGGAUUUCUAUUCGACACGAAAAUCGCUGAAAGGUUCUUGAAAUUCAAAGCAAAAAUAAA